Molecule: messenger RNA, 707 nt
Organism: Effrenium voratum
Lineage: Eukaryota; Dinophyceae; Suessiales; Symbiodiniaceae
Source: the annotation of a GenBank genome assembly
CGAGCAGUUUGGGCAACAGAGCAGCGCAAUGGCGGAUGCUGCUGCAGAGGUGAAGGAGAUACAGAAGGCGAGCGCAGAGGGGCGCAAGCAGUGGAGCCUUUGGUGUGAGACCCACGGCCACAGCGUGCGUGACCCGACUAAGCACUCGCCUGAGUUUCUGCGAGAAUUCCUGGAAUAUUGGAAGGACGGAGGCCGCCUUGAGGCCUCGAUGCCUGCGAAAGUGGAAGUCUUGGCGGAGCUCGUCAAGAAUGGGCAGCGCAACUCUCAUCAUUGGCAGCAGGCGUGGAGGCUCUACUGCGAGCGAUGGGGUGGCGGGGUGAAUGACCCAUACAAGCACAACGCCGAAUUCCUGUUGGGCUUUCUAGACCUAUUGGCAACUCGUGCCUGUAUGGAGUUGUACUCUUCUCCAGUGAUGGACCCGAGCUACCAGGGGACAGACCCGAGCUACCACUGGAAUUGGAAUGAGUCGGAUCCAGUCAAGGAGGCCUGCGUGCAGAAAAUCAAGACCUUGCAGCGUUCCAGCGAGGAUGCCAAGAGGCUGUGGUGGGAGUUCUGCGAUCUUCAACAGGGUGGGGUCCGAGACCCCACGCGCCAUGACGUGCGAGUGCUGCAGGAGUUUCUAUCUUCCCACAACAUCAGCUGAUCAGCUGAUCACCGCAAGGAUUCCCAUCUAGGUUCUCCAGUUGUGCCCUUUUGCCCUUUUUUUG